Naegleria lovaniensis is the source of this 3480-nucleotide messenger RNA. RefSeq lists its product as uncharacterized. Lineage: Eukaryota; Heterolobosea; Eutetramitea; Acrasida; Naegleriidae. The record is from RefSeq and is a predicted model, not a curated record. Gene Ontology annotation, molecular function: zinc ion binding; SNARE binding. Gene Ontology annotation, biological process: endoplasmic reticulum to Golgi vesicle-mediated transport; COPII-coated vesicle cargo loading; intracellular protein transport. The transcript has a single exon. Gene Ontology annotation, cellular component: COPII vesicle coat; endoplasmic reticulum exit site. The coding region runs from base 1 to 3480 and encodes 1159 amino acids.
AUGUCCCAACAACAUCCGUUUCAUACAUCGCCAAACGUACCCAACACUGUUGUUGGACAGCAGCAGCAGCAACAAUUUUACAAUCCCAAUCAGUACGGUUCUCAACCCUAUCAACAACAACCUCCUCACAACACAGUUGGAGGAGGAGGUUUCUAUCAACCACACCUACAACCACAAUGGAACAUGAACACUCAACAACAAGUAGUAGGCUCAUCAUCAACACCACCCAUCAGCAGCAGCAGCAACACUGGUGGUUUCUUUAAUCCAAUUCUCGCUCAGCAGAACAAGAGCACCACUUCUCUCGCACCACCUCCGACAAGUUUUGCUUUUGAUCAGCUGCAGUCGAGUCAGCAGCAACAACAACACUCAUCGUUGAGUAACAAUACUACUACUCCUCCUGUUUCAUCUUCUUCGUCCUCUCCAAGUCUUCAACAAGGAAGUUUAACCAGUUCCAUGGUGGAUCCAAUGAAUCGAUUGGGUAGUAUCAGUCCCACUAAUUUCAACUCGGCAAUGACUUCCAUCUCUUCAUCACCACCACCCAUGAUCAGCAGUGUAGGAGAUGGUCAAAAAGUUACAACACCGACUACGAUGACUGCAACUACUUCAACUACAACAACUCCAGCUCGAACCAAUGAGAAAAUUGAUCCAAGACAAAUGCCUUCUCCAGUAAGAUUACCCUUCCCGGAGGUGAAUGUCAAACAAGAAUAUCAAACAGCAAGCUUUUUGGAACAUUACAUGUUACCAACGACUGGUGGUGGGUCCAAUCCAACUCCAAACACACCAACUGCUUUUGGUGGUACAAGCACUCCACUCUUGGGUAAUUUUGCACUUUCCAAUCCACAACAACAACAACAAAACUCUUUUGGACUAUAUUCUCAGUCAAGUAAUCUUCCUUCAACUUUUCCAUUCAAUGCAACAGCAAUUCAACAACAACCCAAUACGACAAAUAUUACACCUUACUUUAAUGUGCCACCUCCACCUGCUGAUAGAAGAACUAGAAUUGUUUGUAAAGGUGCUUGUUCUCCAAAUCGUAUUCGUCCCUCUUUGUAUUGUAUUCCAAAUACAAAGAAGUUGUUAGAUUCUUCUCAAUUAAUGAUGGGAGCUAUGGUACAACCAAUGGCAUCUUUUGAUAUUCAUGAUCAACCUAAUUUCACUCCUUGUGUUGAUUUUUCAAAUUUUGAAAUUUUAAGAUGCUCUCGAUGUCGAGUCUACAUUAAUCCAUUUGUAAAGUUUAUUGAAAAUGGAAAAAAGUAUCAUUGUAACUUUUGUGGGUUUACCAAUACCACACCUGAUUGGUAUUAUUGUCCAACUGAUGUUUAUGGUGUCAGAACAGAUGUUUAUCAAAGACCCGAACUUUCUAUUGGUGAUGUAGAUUUUGUUGCAACCAAACAAUUCUUUGACAAUGGAAGAGAACCACAACCAAUGACCUUUGUUUAUGUCAUUGAUGUUGGGCAUGAUUCUGUUGAGGGUGGAGUAUUGAAGAGCGUGGUUGAUGCUCUUAAAUCAUCUCUAUUGAUUCAUGGACCCAAAUAUAGAAAUUGUAAAAUUACAUUCAUCACCUAUGCCAAGAAUAUUCAUUUCUACAAUUUUAAAAAGUCAAACUUCAAUAAUGGUGAAGAAGGCUUGAAACAAAAUCAUCCUCAAGUCAUGAUUAUGGCAGAUUUACAACAAAGUUUUGUACCUAUCCAUCAAGAAUCAAUGAUUACUAUUGGGGAUUUAAUUUAUAAGAAUUACAAUCCUAACACAGCAACAACCGAUCAAGUUUCUGAUGAAACACAUUUAAAUCAAUUCUUUGAUCGUUUCUAUGAAUUAGCAUCUCAUCUCGGUGAUAACUCGGCAGAGAAUACAUGUGGAAGUGCAAUGAAAUGUGCUGAAGAAUUACUCUCUGAAAGCGGUGGUCGAGUUUUACUCUUUACUUCCAAAGUUCCAACAUUGGGUCAAGGUAACUUUACUCUUCCUCCCAAUGCCUCUACAGCUGAACAGGAACGAAGAAAUCCAUUCAAACUCUAUGGUACCGACAGAGAAAAGGAAAUAUUCAUUCCUGAAUUAGGUUUUUGGAAGAAUUUAGGUAUCUCUUGUGCCAAGAAACAAAUUGGUAUUGAUAUUUUCCUCUUCUCAAAGAUGUUCAUAGAAACAACCAAUUUAGCAAGUGCCUCACAAACCACAGGUGGUCAUGUCUACUUGUAUCAUCAUUUCAAUCAAAAGAGAGAUUAUGAACGUGUCCUUUUAGAUAUGAACAGAUUCUUUGAAAGAGAGAGUGGUUAUGAUGCUGUUUUGAAAGUUAGAACUAGUUCAGGUAUUGGAAUUCGAAGAUAUUUUGGACACUUUUUCCAACAAACAGAGGAUAGCUUGGAUUUGGCUGUUAUUGAUUCUGACACUGCAUUUGGUGUUGAAUUUAAACAUGAUGAAAGUAAUUUAUUGAAUGCAAGUGAAUCUGGAAAUCACUAUAUUCAAUCUGCAUUGGUAUAUACAUCAUCCCAUGAUGGUAAGAGAUACCUUCGUGUUCAAACAUGCAAAUUGAAAACAAGUACGGAUUACAACACAUUGUUCAGAAGAUCUGAUGUUGGAGCAUGUUUGGCUUUAUUUUCAAGACUUUUUGUUCAUCAAGUGGUUCAGAAUAGAGAUACAUUGGAUACAGUUCGUGAUAUGAUUACAGAUCGUUUGAUCAAUAUUUUAGCAUGUUAUCGUAAGAAUUGUUCAACCAAUCAAGGAGCAGGACAAUUGAUUCUACCCGAAACUUUGAAAUAUCUUCCAUUAUACUUUUUAGGAUUGGCCAAAUCACCUGCGUUCUGUCGUUAUACAAGAGUAGCUCUUGAUAAGAAAAUUCACGCAUUCCAUUUGUUGAUGAAAUUUUCAAGUGCACAAGUCAUGCUCUUUUGCUUCCCUCGACUUUAUGAAUUGCAUCAUUUGGAUUUUAGUGAUGAAAUUAGUGCUAGCCGUGCAAGUGAAGAAGGUAGUACGGAAGAGUCAGAUCAUAUUAUACCAAUCACCACUGAUUUUGAUGGCUCCAGAUAUCCAUUCCCUCCAAUGAUUUCUCCUUGCUCAUCAGCCAUUUCUUCAAAUGGAAUUUAUUUAUUAUAUGAUGGCAAUGAAUGUAUGUUUUGGAUUGGCAGAAACGCACCUCAAGAUAAGAUUGUUGAUUUAUUUGGAGUUUCAAGAUUGGAAGACAUUUCAUUGUCAACUACCAAACCUCUUAUUUCGUUACUGAAUCGUAAGGAUGACCCUGAAGAUGAUCAGUUAACCAUACCAAAUGCACCAUUUAUUCACAAAGUCAAGUUUAUCUUGAAAGAAUCCAUUCUAAAAGGUGUCCAACAUGGUGGUAUAUUCGUUUACAAGGAAGGAAGCGAAGGAACAGACGGAUCAUUCUUUAUUCGAAUGGUUGAAGACAAGUUUGGAAGUGGUAUGUCUUCCUCUCCUAUCGACAAAUCAUACACAGAUUAUCUUUGUAUUUUGCACAGAGAAGUUUUAAAGCUGGUCUAA